Molecule: messenger RNA, 2520 nt
Organism: Spodoptera frugiperda (fall armyworm)
Lineage: Eukaryota; Metazoa; Arthropoda; Insecta; Lepidoptera; Noctuidae
Exons: 3
Coding region: 301-1116 (271 amino acids)
Source: RefSeq, a predicted model, not a curated record
UUCUUAUUUUGUAGCAUGAACAUGUGUGUUUACAUGAAAGAGCCUGUCCCUUUCUCGCCCGGAAGUUCAUAAUAUAGACCUAUAUAUCAUUAUCUAUUAGGCUACAGUCUCAUUAAAAAUUUGUAAGCAAUUCAAAUAUUUUUAUAAAUCGAAUAAGCAAAUAUUCAAAACGAUGAGUAAGUGAAAGCUUUGCGCUAACAAAAAUAAGUACUUAACAUAAGCAUCAAAACGUUAAACGUCAUCGUGAGUCGUAACAAUUGAUAUCGAUCAUAACUUGUGUAGCUACAGAGCGUUCUUAGAAUGCCCGGUAAAAAAGGAAUUUACAAGUAUGAAAAACUCUAUACAAACAUAAAAGUCAUUAAAAAGGGCAUCAAAAAGUAUAAAGCUCACAGAUUCCUGUGGGACACGACGCACCCCAAGUACUACUGCCAAAAAUGGCGUCUCGCAGCUUGGGAAGAGGUCAUGAAUGUUUGGAGAAAAUAUUACAAAAAAAUUACUUUAAAAUACGUCAAAAACAGGAUUUCGCAUAUGCGGUCAAAUUACACGCGACAGAGAAAGAAGGUUGAAUCCCAAUGGUUACUACACGGAAUAAGAUACAAGCCUAAGCUUUGGUACUAUGAUUUAAUGAGCUUUGUCGGGGAUCCAUUCAACACGAGUCACGCUGAUGACAUUGACGAGGUUAAAUUCGCUCAAAAACUCGAAGAGAAACAGAAUAAAAUUUUCACACGCCGCCGGGUGGUCGCAGCCGCUUCCAAAGGCUCCGUGGCGAAGGGGCGUGAAUUACGUGGCGUGAAUUUGCAACAUACGUGUUGUAUUCACGACGGUUACACAAUUGAACAAUGCGAAAGGAUGAAACGAAUGACACCGCAAACAUUUUCCCCAUUGGGAAGUUAUACUACACUUUUACGACCAGAAAUAAAACAAGAACGUACUGUCCUAUUUUUAAGAACGACAGUGAAUGAAAAUGACAAUAACCAAUUUCAUAAGUUAUUGUCUAGUUAUGUAAUUGAGAAUGAAGAAGUUACGGAGCUACCCCGUUCCAUAUUUGAUUUCUCUUUCGAUAAGAAAGAAUUAGAAAAUAUUGUAAAUGGACUGAGUCCGAUCAGUUUUGAGUGAAAAUGUAUAUAUUAUCAAAAUUACAUAAAACAAAGAGACUGAUGAUUUAGUUUGUGACUUGUUUUGUAUAUAGGGUGACUAACUUAUAUUUUUAUUCGACGUAUUCCACUAGAGACACAUUUCACUGAUGUAAUGAUAUUAUUUAAUUCAAUAUUAACCUCCCGAGAGGAAUACGUCGAAUUACAAGUCACCUUGUAUAAUUACACUAUACAUACAGUAUGCAGAUCAGUAAUAUUAUUAUUUAAAUGAAACUACAAGUAUUACUAGUCUACACAAGCAACUAAUACAACUAAUCAUUUCAACAAAAAUUAAAAUUAAAUUGAAUAAAUAAAAUAAAUAAUUAAAUUAAAUUCUGUAUAAACAGCUAUAUGUUCCUUGAUCACAGAAGAGCUGUAAUUGCUGCAGUUGCAAUGCCGUAUUUAUAAAGAAUUAGCUUAAAGAGAAAACGCAAUUUUUUGAAAUUAAGACAUAAGAAGUUUCCCAUACUGUAUAAUAUUCAGUUUUAAAUAUUGAUGUAAUAGACAUAAUGUAGUUUAAUAUUACACUUAUUCAAUAAUUAUCGAAACUUUAAUUUGGAAAUUAAUAAUUAUUUGAAUAAAUGCUUGUAAAACGUAAGAUAUACCCAUUGUUUGGUAUACCCAGGUAAAAUAGUUUGUAAUAACUACGGUAAUAUGAACCAGCCAAAGUAAUUCUUAAUAUUUACGUUUUAUUAUGUUAUUCGAGAAAAUGUAUGAUCACUUCACCACUCAUGUAAAAUUGACAAUUAUAUUCUUCUUAUUACUCGAAUGUUUAAUGUUUGAAGUUUCAGGUAUGUUUAAGAUUAAUUUCAAUGUGGGAGUGGCAUGCUUGGGCAUGAUUAGGCCGGCUCGACCGGAGUGUUACCACAGCCUCACAGAAAACAGACGUGAAACAACGCUCGUCUUGUGUUUCGUUUGAGUGAGGUUACCGGUGACCCAAUGACCCCAAUUACCCACUUCCCCCAAUUUCCGAAUCUUCAACAUUCUCCAAAUUCCUAACCCCUAAAAGAACGGCAACGGCAUCGUAGCACCUCUGGUAUUUCUGGUGUUUAUGUGCCGUUUGCUUAUCAUACACAGUGAUCCGUCUGCUCGUUUACCGACUUAUUUCCAUAAAAAAAUAUUUGGCUAGGUAAACUAUUUGUAAAUAAAACAAAGGUUUUUAUUUAAUUGUAAGUAUUUAUUUCUUUUGUUGAUAAAUUAAUACUACCGAGCUAUAUGUAAAUAACGUUACUAAAAACAACGACAAAUUUUAUUGGCUAUUCAAUGAAUUCUUGUUUAGUGUAGUGUUUUUAAUAACUGAAUGUUGAAGCCAAAAUAUUUAAACUUUUGAUGUUGUAAUAAUGUGUAAUAACUUAUGUGAUUCAAAAUAAAAUUUAAUGUGACUUAA